This is a messenger RNA of Microplitis demolitor, 2792 nucleotides long. RefSeq names its product calcium/calmodulin-dependent protein kinase type 1-like (gene CaMKI). The record is from RefSeq and is a predicted model, not a curated record. NCBI's taxonomy places the organism in Eukaryota, Metazoa, Arthropoda, Insecta, Hymenoptera, Braconidae. Gene Ontology annotation, biological process: protein phosphorylation. Gene Ontology annotation, molecular function: calcium/calmodulin-dependent protein kinase activity; ATP binding; calmodulin binding.
CGUGUACGCAGGCAUUACGAUCAGAUCAUUCGAUCAUUUGGCACAUAUAUAAAGAAAUACCAUUUCAUUACAUCAAUAAAAAAAAUAAUGAUGUACGAGUAUCAAUGAGUACUUAAAUAAAUAAUAAUUAAAUAAACUUGUGGUUUUUAUUAAAUAUUAAUUAGUUUCCGAGUGUGUGGUAAUUUGACAGACUGAUUAGUUAUUGAUACGUUGCAUUUACAAGUAAUUUUGUUUUAGACUACAUAUUGUUUGGUAACCCACCAGAUACGGCAGCAAAUACACAUCGUCAUUUACGUACAUGUAUUUUAAAAAAAAAAUAUAUAUAUGUAUAUGUAUGUAUGUAUGUAUGUAUAAUAAAGGGGUUUAAGACGGUGGCAUACUAUUAAAUCUACGUCAUCUACUACAGUAAAGUUACUUUGAUACAUAAAUGUGAAUUAUUUUCGUUUAAAUAAUCAGGAAUGCAUAUCCAUAGUAUUUAAUAAAUGAGUGUUUUUAUUACGAGGACAAAAGCACCGAUUUUUAUAAUCACGUAAAUAAUUAUAAUUUGUGUUACAAUUCGAUAGAAUUUUUUUUCAAGCGAAAUUAUGAUAAUUUUUGACGCAACGUUAAUAAUAAAUAAUUUUUUUGUGGGCUGUAAAUUAAAAUAGUGUGGAGAUUUAUAAAUUUUGAAUAAUUAAAUUUGAAUUUAUGAUUUUUAAAAUUUAUUUGAGGGAUUUGGUUAAUUAGUUGUUUGAAUUGAUACAGUUUUAAUUGAUAUAUCUGUGAGAAUAACCUUGACAUUUUAAAUUUAAAUUGGAGUGCUAGUGCGGUGUUAUUUUAAAUAUACUGGGAUUAUUUGGUAUCGUAUUGUUUAUUAUUGUUUUUUUUUAUUUACGUUUUGUUAUCGAUUAGUAGAAAUGCCGCUUUUUGGUAAAAAAGAUUCUAAUAAGAAAUUGAAAAAGGAUGGAAAAGAUGAUAAGAUGUCAUCUGUUGAUGACAAAUACACGCUCAAAGAACUUCUUGGAACAGGCGCUUUCUCUGAAGUCAGACUCGCGGAGAGCAAAGAAAAACCUGGACAAAUGUACGCUGUUAAAAUAAUAGACAAAAAAGCCCUCAAGGGGAAAGAAGAUUCGCUGGAGAAUGAAAUAAAAGUACUGAGAAGGUUCAGUGAAACAGUGACACCACAGAGUGGUGAAGGGCCGUUCAAGUCUAAUAAUAGUGGCGAAAGAGGAUGGUUGACGCACCCGAACAUUGUUCAGUUGUUGGAAACUUUCGAGGAUAAGCAUAAGGUGUAUCUUGUGAUGGAGCUAGUAACUGGUGGCGAGCUAUUUGACAGGAUUGUCGAAAAAGGUUCGUACACGGAGAAAGAUGCAUCUGGACUUAUAAGGCAAGUUCUCGAGGCUGUGGAUUACAUGCACGAACAAGGUGUCGUACAUCGUGAUCUAAAACCUGAAAAUCUCCUUUACUACAGUCCGGAUGAAGACAGUAAGAUUAUGAUAAGUGAUUUUGGUCUUUCGAAGAUGGAAGAUUCUGGUAUUAUGGCGACGGCAUGCGGCACUCCGGGAUAUGUUGCUCCUGAAGUAUUAGCGCAGAGGCCGUACGGUAAAGCCGUCGACGUUUGGAGUAUAGGAGUAAUAUCUUACAUUUUACUGUGUGGAUAUCCUCCUUUUUAUGACGAAAACGAUGCUAAUCUUUUUGCCCAAAUUUUAAAAGGUGAGUUUGAGUUUGAUUCACCUUACUGGGAUGACAUAAGCGAUUCAGCCAAGGAUUUUAUUCACAAACUUAUGUGUGUCAAAGUCGAAGAUAGAUACACUUGUAAACAAGCUUUGGCGCAUCCAUGGAUAUCCGGUAACGCAGCGAGCAAUAAAAACAUCCAUGGUACUGUAUCAGAACAACUUAAAAAAAAUUUUGCCAAAUCAAGGUGGAAGCAAGCAUAUCAUGCGGCCACGGUGAUACGUCAGAUGCAGAGACUGGCGCUCAACAGUGGUCAGCACAGCAGCAGCAACAGCAGCAACAACAGCAGCAGCAGCUCCAGCAGCACCAGGACAUGGAAACGACCGGGUCCUCCACCGGCAAUCAAAAGUUAUCACGAACCGAUCCAACAAUUGUCAAUCCUAUUCGUCCGCAUCGAAACCGAAUCGCAUCCAAUAUCUACUGCUUGGCGUUCUCAAUUGUAUUUUCGUAAUAACAAACGCUUUCAGCUAUUCUGGGCUGAUACACGCACUGCACUCAUUAAUCUCUUCCAAAAAAAUGCAAAAUAUCUGAAGAAAAGAAAACAACAGUUACGGUAAUUUCGUUGAAUCUCAUCAUACAAUUUGUUUAUCUUUAAUUAAUUGUAUUGUACUAUUAUUACUACUCCUACUACUUCUACUUCUACUUCUACUUCUACUAUUACAACUCUCAAAUAGAGUAUUAUCACAACACGUCUUUUUUUAUUUUUACUCUCUUGUUAUCUGUUUAUUAUUCUUAACUAUCUACUGUUAAAUAGAAUUUCCAAACUAAUAAUAUGUAAAUAAUCAUUCCCUCUCAAUUAACUAAUGGUAAUACAACGACAUAUUUUUGAUUGUAUAUUAUAGAAUCUCAUAGUUACUAUCGAAUCUGUACGUAUUGGUAAGGAAAAAACAAAAAAAUAAGUAAAGUUUUACGUAUUCUUAUGAAUUUUGAACGGUUAUAUCAAUAAGCAACGGGUAUAAAGUUUAAUAAAAAGAAAAAAUAUAUAUAUAUACUAAAAUAAUUUUAAAAAUAUGUAAUUACUACAAUGAUAUCUGAUGAUUAAAUAUUUAAAAAAAUCCUAUUGUAAAUCAUCUAUUUAC